Molecule: messenger RNA, 502 nt
Organism: Verruconis gallopava
Lineage: Eukaryota; Fungi; Ascomycota; Dothideomycetes; Venturiales; Sympoventuriaceae
Exons: 2
Coding region: 1-390 (129 amino acids)
Source: RefSeq, a predicted model, not a curated record
AUGUCGCGAACAAGUUGUGUCGUAAGCGCAGCGGCUGAAGAAGGCCGCGAUCAUUCGAAAAGAGCGGCGACGGGAUCGGCGAUGCAGGAUGCGCAGGUGCUGGUGGAGAGAAUAAACCUGUCGCAGGCAUCAGGGCAUCAAGGCAUCUACAGAGCAACUUCUCCUAAGGCAUCAGCUGUCGCCAUGAGGCACCAAGCCAGAGCAUCUGAACACAACGACAUGCAUGGCCUCUUCGAUCUCUACAGUCGAGCAGGUACGCGAUCGGACAAGACUUCUGAAGAAUAUUUGAACGUUUCAGCGAAAAAGUCGACGGUAUGGAACCUCGAUGCACUGCGCGAUCAUCUGGUCCACGCACAAGCUGCGACAAUAAACGGCCGGGAAGUUGCCUAAGGCUAUCUGGUGCGACCAUGGUUAAUCAGUCAUUUCACACAGAAAGCUGCGAUGGCCUCUGUCAAAGCUUAUAUUGGGAUGAUACAUCGUGGAAAAGUAUAGGAGGUGACGC